UGUAUACGUAUCGUUGAGUGUAUAGACCCUGUCCGUCCAUGCGUUGGGUUCAUGUACACAAACAAAUGUCCGCAUACUCACUCACUGGCCACCCACCAAUCAUGUCAUGAACCAACCUCCCUUAGUCGGAUCGACAGACAGACAGUAAACCGGUCACUCAUCGGAUUAAUCAAUCAGUCAAAUCAAUGCACUCCUGCCCUGCAGCAUCGGCACUUUGACCACUUGCCGAUGGCCCGCCACCACCACCGCCAGCAGCAACAGCAGCGGCACCGCCACCAGCCGUCGGUCUCAGCUGCACGACGAGUGGGCAGUGGUCGCUGCCCAUGAAGCCCUCCAUUCCGCCCCUCGCCGUCCCCUUGCCCGUGAUGCGCACACUCUCCACCCGACCCAUAAGUGAUUCCGACACCAACUGCAGCCAGCCACCACACGCACACACAUGGACAACGGCUCGGUGUGCGAAUGUGUGUGUGUGUGUGUGUGUGUUCGUACGAUGUGGUCGAUCCUCAUGCCCUUGUUGGCGUAUUUGCCCCACCCCCGCCACGAGAAGCACGGCGACUCCGCAGACGGGGCGCCGCGCGGGUGCAUCUGCCGAUAGGCGUCCACCUGACACACACCACCCCACCCCUCGCCCAUCCAUGCCAUGCGGCCACCCAUUCGUGUCGUGUGUGUAGUUGCCGUCAUUCGCUCACGAGGCUGCCGGCCUUGAGGAUCUCCCGGAAGUCCGCCCGUUCGCCGUCGGUGCAGCCCGGCUGACCCACAUACUUCGGCGGCGGCCUGGCCGGCCCCUCUGUCUGCUGCCGAAACCACCUCUCGUCACCAGGGGACAGAUCGAGAUCAGUGGCCGCACAGUUGAGGUCGCCUGCGAUGAUGAGGGGCUUGCCGCUGCUGGUGGGAGGGGCGUCGCUGCUGCUGGCCUCUCCUGCUGACGUGCUGUCAGUGGUGAAGUGCUUGACGAACUGCUGGACGUCCGUGUCGAACCGGUGCCGCCGUGAGAACUUCUCCGUCUGCCAACCUGACACACCAAACCAAACCUGGAUGGAUGGACGGUUGACGCCUUCUUGUGGCGCGGGUACCGUUGUUCGGCGUAUACCUGAUGGGACACACACAGGCAGGCAGGCAGGCAGACACAGACACGAUAUAAGGUGGCUCAUGUGUGUGAGCGUAGCUGUUUUCCGACUGACAUACACACAUGUUCAUGACGGCGAAGCUCUCGAACUCCGCCAGGAUGACGCGGCCCUCCUCGUGGUGCACUGACUGCAGCUUGUCCGGCAACAACAGGCUGUACCGCACAGACCGCACGUGGAUGUCCUUCCUUGCCAUCAUCAAACAGCCUGCACCACCACCACACACCACACACCACACGCACAUCCAUCCAUCCAUCCAUUCAUUCAAGGCUUUUCCAUGCCUGCAUAUCGCCAGUCGGCAAGUGACCAAAAGAGGCUGUAGGAGGACAGCACCGGGCUGCUCUUGAAGGCUCUGUUGACCCGGUCGGCGUCCUCUCGGGUGGAUGCGUCGUUGUCCCGCAGCUGGCCUCGGUCCCGUGGCCGCCCAUCGCCCUUCUUGGCACCUGCAUGCAUCGGCACAGGGGACACCCGGCCGACCUCUCACCAAUUGCCGCAUUGUGCGAAUCUCUUCUGGUCUUGCACGCCCACCUGGGGGAGCCGCGGCGCAGAGUUUGAUCUCUUGCAGACACACGACAUCCUGCAGCAAAGCGGCACACACACACACAGGGCAGGAUACACACAUGUUCAGAUCUCUUGAAAGCUUCUCUGUUUGGCACAUGUGGACGAUACCGGCUUCUCUGUUUCCAUGAAGCUCUCGAAAUCCUUCCACUGCUUGUGGUCCUUGAUGCGUGUGGUGAGGCCGUUGACGUUCCACGUCACGAUCUUCAGCGGAUCUGACCGCUUGACCCUCUUCUCUGCUGCCGCCGAGGCUGCCUCGGGUAGACGCUUCAUGUUGAUUGCUGAGGUCACGACCAAAACAGCGAGGAUGCAAGAGGAUGCAAAGGGAGG
This is a messenger RNA of Vitrella brassicaformis, 2012 nucleotides long. The record is from the annotation of a GenBank genome assembly. Lineage: Eukaryota; Vitrellaceae.